Messenger RNA from Anopheles funestus (African malaria mosquito), 2864 nucleotides. RefSeq lists its product as uncharacterized. The transcript is spliced from 3 exons. Lineage: Eukaryota; Metazoa; Arthropoda; Insecta; Diptera; Culicidae. The record is from RefSeq and is a predicted model, not a curated record. The coding region runs from base 1863 to 2159 and encodes 98 amino acids.
AGCGGGAGGCACGGAUCGUGUUUCGUUCGCUCGCCCGACGAACACAUUGUGAUGCGCAGAAAAAAAAUACGCACACUCACAGUGACAUACGCGGCAAGCGCUCUCCAUCGUAGCGCAGAGCUCCCCAGCGAGAAUCGGAUUGUAAGUCGGGGCGAACAUUUCAGUUUGUGAAGCCGUCGGGACGUGACCACGAGCGUGCCGUUGUUACAAAAAAGCAAGUGCGUAGUUUGGGAAAUUUGAAUGCAGUUUUGUGUCACGCGCGUAACCAACGAAGGCACAUGAAGCAAAGGGAAAGCAUCGUGCGGACGGGAACACUGUUGCACCGUGGUCGAUUUGCUAAUCGAUUUUUAAACACUCCUGACCCGUGAUGAAAGUAACAGCAGCGACAAUACGGAACCGUUGUGACCUAUCGAACCGGGAGUGCAAGUGCGUGUCUGCAAAUGCAAAUUUGAAACUGUGCCCUUAGUCCAUUACUGCAACACGGCGUUCAAGUGCACGAGGCUUGUCAGCGUGACCUGCCGUUUAUUUGCCUACACGGUUGCGAAAAAAAAAACACGAAAUACAGGUACCGAAGUGCAUUAGAUGGAAGAAACAGUUGGAAAGAAAACUUCACCAAGAUUGUGAUUACGGGUGUGAGUUGAAAAACCGGUUUUCCGCAAACCCAACCCCCGGAAUGGUUUGAUUUCCCCGGAAUGACCCCGUCCGUAAUGUGAUCUCUUCGGUGUCUGUGCGCAUCAGUUUCAUUCCAGCUGACGAACCGCAGUCAUUAGAGGCAAACAAAACAAACGAGACUGCAAGUGGGGAGGGAGAAAACAAAAUAAACAACCCCCAAAAAGCACACCGAAACGCAACAAACAAACAAAUCUAACGCGCGCGCGAUAUACGCACACGCACAUUCAACAUUUUUCCUACCCUUAUCCGCGCACACAGAAUCAAAAAAUAAAGAAGGUAAAUAAAGGUUCGGUUUUGUAGUGUGAGUGACACGCAGUAUAUAUUGGCGUGACGUAAGCGGACCUCGCAACCCGUUCGCGCUGUGUAGCAAUCCGCGCGCAAAAGUGUGCGACGCGUCGUACGGCGCGGCUGUCCCGGAAGGUUUCGGUUCGGUUCAGGUGUUUGGAGUUCCAGAAGCUUUUUGCUUCUCUACCCUGAUUUGCUAAAAUCGGCCCCGUUUCGAAACGUGUGUUUCGGAUCCCGUCCGAGAGCAGUAUCAACCCCGGGUUUCAGUGUGCAGUAAGAUCGGAUGAUCGAAAGGUGAUCAUACUGUUGAAUACGGGUGUGUUUUAGCUCAACUUCCUGUACGAGAGUGUACGAAAUAUAUACCCUGAAACGGCCGUGAAGUUGAAAGUCAUCUAGUACGUCUCGGUCCCGAAGAGUGACCUCGAUCGAGCGCGCACACUAUCUUUCCGUUGCUGCAGGAGCAUUUUUCGGCCCACCACAGGUUUCAGCAAUCAUUGUACCGGUAUCCGAAGUCGUCCCCGUCACUAUCGCCACUAUCAGCAAAUUGCAAUUUGAGCUGUCCGAGAAAAAAAAGGAACCCUUACCGAAAAGCUUGGAAUUAUCGAACCCACCCCCUCCGCUAGACGUCACAGACGUCAGACGGCUUGAAGUGGCAGGAAAUCCAUCGCCGUGCGCUCAAGUGUACUGACGGGGGUGAAUUUUUUGUUUGGUAUUUUCGCGAGCACGCGUGCACAAAGGUCGAUCGAGUGCUGUUAGGAAACCGUCACGAACCGUCAUUAGGCUGGAAUCGUCAGAAUCGAUAACAUCGCUAUCGCGAUAGCUAGCGGGUGCUGUUUUUGGAAUAUUUGGGCAUUCGCAGCCGUUUGUUCGAGUUCGAGGAAUAUUUGUACGGCGUAAAGGAAAGCAUGACUAUCUCAGCAAUUCCACCACAGGAACCCGUCUGGUGUUUGGACCGGCGGGACUCGGGCCAUCUAUUCUGGCGCCGGGAGUCAUCGAAGGUGAAGUUUCGGUACGAUGUGGAGGUACUGGAGUUCACCAAAGAUCCGUACGAAGAUCAGCUGCUGAUCACGGACAGCGAGCUGAAUCGGACGAAGCAACAGCAAGCGGGAGCCGUGUCCAACAUGAUCGUCGUGUGUGUAACCUGUGUUGCGGCCAUUGCCGUCACCGUUGUGUUACCGUGGUUUCUGAUCGGAUCGGCCUAGGAAACCUGCAGGCCUCGUAUGUGAACUGAUCGAGAACCUACACCCGCUAUGUCACUGAAUAAGCAAAGCAAAGAGCGCAUAGUUACGAGGGUUUGUGGGAGACGCGUGAGAAGAUAAUGUGAAUCGCUCGUAGGGUGUACACAUCCUGAGCAAACUCGAUUGUGAUAGCUGUUCCUAGCCAUGGGCGAGGUGUUAGGGACAUUUUUUUCUCCAAAAACAAUUUUUACUAGCCCGUAAGAUAAGUGUACUAAUGUACUACACCGCACUACACCCAAUCGACCGGUGUCGGUAACAGUAAGCUCCUUCUUCUGCAUUGGUCGAUUAGUCACUCUGUCUCUCAUAAUGGUGAAAUGUCCUGCAGACGUGUAAAUAGAAGAUUUCACCAUACGACGAAAGGUCCAGACGAGGGUGGUGAUAAAAGGAAAAAUCACAUUACUACUCAGCAAACUUAAAGCAGACCAAACGCACCGAGUGAAGAUGUAUUAAAUGUUAGCUUACUAUUUGAAAUUAUGCAGAUACACAGGUACACCGCUCUAUAAAAAACGUAGAGCGCAAUUGAUCGUAUUGAAUACGACUGGCAUUAGGUAAAUCGUACGUGUUAUUGCUUUCAAACGCAAAUAAGUUCGAUGGUGUAAGGGAACAGGCAUUACAAUUACAACAAGCUAAGUUUGUAUUACUGUUACAAAUAUAUCGACAACGAAAUAA